Cheilinus undulatus (humphead wrasse) is the source of this 638-nucleotide messenger RNA. RefSeq names its product DnaJ (Hsp40) homolog, subfamily C, member 19 (gene dnajc19). The record is from RefSeq and is a predicted model, not a curated record. NCBI's taxonomy places the organism in Eukaryota, Metazoa, Chordata, Actinopteri, Labriformes, Labridae. Gene Ontology annotation, molecular function: ATPase activator activity. The transcript is spliced from 6 exons. Gene Ontology annotation, biological process: protein import into mitochondrial matrix. Gene Ontology annotation, cellular component: PAM complex, Tim23 associated import motor. Bases 137 to 487 code for a protein of 116 amino acids.
GCUAGUGCAUGUGGAGGUUUUACGACAGUCUCCACCAGUUUCCGUCACAAACACACGAAGGCUUGUGCGACGCAAACAUGAGAGGUCAAAAGUUAUGGUCCUAGUAUUUUUCAAAUACGGAACUUAACACAUAACCAUGGCCAGUUCCAUGGUGGCAGUGGGACUGGCUCUGGCAGCAGCUGGGUUCGCAGGUCGCUAUGCCAUGCAAGCAAUGAGGCAGAUGGAGCCUCAAGUAAAACAGGCCCUUCAGAGCUUCCCCAAGACGGCUUUUGGAGGAGGAUACUAUAGAGGUGGAUUUGAACCAAAGAUGACCAAGAGAGAAGCUGCCUUAGUUUUAGGUGUCAGCCCCACAGCUAACAAGAAUAAAAUCAGAGAAGCUCAUAGAAAACUGAUGAUCCUGAACCAUCCAGACAGAGGUGGAUCUCCCUACCUAGCAGCAAAGAUAAAUGAAGCAAAGGAUCUGAUGGAUGGCCAGACAAAGAAGUGAAAAUGACGAUGACUAUGAUGCAUACGAUGAUGAUUAUGAUGAUGAUAUAAAAAUAAUUUUUCACACCAGUCUCCUCCAUGUUGUUGCACUGACUUGAGUUUAUUUUGUAACUGAUUCUUCUCAAAUAAAAUCACAAUGUAAAAAUUGUAAA